UAAACAAGCUUUGGCGUUAAAGUGUUGCAGUGAAGUUAUUGGAUGGCACUUUAAUGACAGUCAAAUGUGAGAAAUACUUUGGACUCUUACAAAGACACUGGGAUAUUUCAGGCAGAAACACAUUUUUAACUGCUAAAGAAAGCGUGUGUUUCUGGUUUUGUGUUGUUGAAAGCUGCUCAGACUUCAGAGCUGGCAUGAAGAAGAAGAAGAAGGAAAACAAGAAGGAGGAGGAGGAGGAGAAGACGAAGGUUAAAGCCGAGGCUGUGAAGAGAAGAACCCGCCAUCAUGUCUGAAAAGAAGAUGACUUCGAGCCGCAAGCAUCACCUGAAGAGUGUGAUGCUGUCGAUCGCGGCGAACUGGAUCAAACAGGAAGUCAAAGAACUUGAGGCAAGCAAGGCGGCGUACAUGGCAGAGAACUGCCCCAAACCCAGCCUGAGCGGAGACCAGGCCGCCCUCAUGGAGGCCUGCAAAAAGCUGCACUGCCUCAUCGACAAAGUGGAUGAAGAGCGGUACGACCUGGAGACCAAAGUGGGCAAAGCCAACAAAGAGAUUGAAGAUCUGAAGAUCAAGGUGGUGGACCUGGCCGGCGUGAAGAAGCCCGCUCUGAAGAAGGUCCGCAUGUCCGCUGACGCCAUGCUGAAGGCUCUGCUGGGCUCCAAACACACCGUGAACAUGGACCUGAGGGCCAACCUGAAGCAGGUCAAGAAGGAGGUCAAGGAGGAGCCUGCAGAGGCGGCGGGCGACUGGCGUAAGAACAUCGAGGACAAGGCCGACAGGAAGAAGAUGUUCGAGGCGGCCUAAACAUCCCCCCCCCCCCCCCAUCCCCACGCUCCUGCAGUUUGGCUUUUAGCACUUUUUAUGGAAUUUAUGGAACUUUUAAUUGGAUUUUGAAGUUUUUGUUUCAUUAAAACUGUCAGUGUCA
Eleginops maclovinus (Patagonian blennie) is the source of this 922-nucleotide messenger RNA. RefSeq names its product troponin I, fast skeletal muscle-like. The coding region runs from base 286 to 801 and encodes 171 amino acids. Gene Ontology annotation, cellular component: troponin complex. The transcript is spliced from 8 exons. NCBI's taxonomy places the organism in Eukaryota, Metazoa, Chordata, Actinopteri, Perciformes, Eleginopidae. The record is from RefSeq and is a predicted model, not a curated record. Gene Ontology annotation, biological process: cardiac muscle contraction; skeletal muscle contraction.